AUGAAAGGAGAAAAGGAAGAAGUUUAUGAUGAAAUUAUAAAAAAGUUACCUUCUUAUAUAUUGUAUGACAAAUUUAAAUCUGAGGUCAAUGAAGUAGAUAACCAAAUAAAUUGUAAUAUAUUUAAUGCAGUUAAACAUAAAUACAAAGAUGAUUGUGUUAAACUUUGCAAAAAAAUUGUAAGAAAUUUUAAAUUAUUAUUAGAAUUCGGUAAAUCAAAAAACUAUAAUGACAGUUGUUUACAUUACAUAUAUUGGGUAUAUGAAGAAAUAGAGAAAAUUUUUGAAGAGAAUACACCAAAUGAAGAAGUUAAUGCUGUUGUUAGUGAAUUUCUGAAUUUACAAGAUAUACUUACUAAGAAUUAUAGGAUACAUAAUUGUAAAUAUAAAUUUGCUAAAGAAAUCCUAAAAGAUUUGAAGGAAAAAAAUAAAGAGAAAUAUUUGUAUGUAUAUAUUACGAAUUAUAAUAAUAUUAAAAGUAAAGAUUUUUGUAAUAAGUUAGAUGUUACAGAAUAUAAAAAAUACCUUAAUUUUAUAAGUGAAAUAUAUAAAACUAAGAAAUCUAUGUGUUGUACUUCAGGCUUUUGGAUAUGUCCAAAUUUGUUUAUGAAUUGCACUGAUGAUCUUGAUCCAAGUAAAAUUAUACAAUCUUUAGGAUCUGUUAAUGAUGGUUGUAGUGCAUUAGAAAAUAUUCCUGCAACUGAAGAAAAUGGCAAACAAUUAGGUUCUGAAGAUUUUGAACCAGAAUUUUUGGAUUCAAUUCUUUUUACUGAUUGUCGUAUAGAUAAUAAUAGCUCAAAUUUACCGUGUGAAUCCAAUGAGAAUUCAGAAAUAGAAGAUCAACAUGAAAAAAUUAGGAUGAAAGUAGGUGUCAGGUCAGAAACAAUAAAUAAUCAGUAUCUUCCAAAAAAAGAUGAACAGAUUGAUCUGAGAUGGAAAUUAAAUGCAGAUACAAAAAUACGUUGUCCUCCUGAGAAACCAAGUCAAGUUACCUUAGGACUUUGCAAGUAUGUAGAGGACCUGGUUAAACAAGAUGUUCUUAUAAAAGACGAGAAAUCUGGGAUUUACCGAUUAAAGAAGGAUAAGACAUGGCCGGCACAAGCAUUAAAUAUAGUUGUUAAAAGAGAAAUUGGAAAUCAUUUAGAGAAAAAUAAUUCACGACGUAUACAAGUUUUAAAGGCUAAUAAAUUAGAGGUUUCUUAUUCUAAAAAUUCAAUUGGCCAAGCUCAUUCUGGAAAAGAUACAGAAUAUAAUAUAUUACAGAAUACUUUUGUUCGUAUUUCCAUUGUUCUUGCUUUAGUAAUGGGAAUAAUUUCUGUUUUUUUCCUUUAUUUUAAAUUUACCCCGUUUGGAUCACGUGUAGGUAAAAUUAAAAAAAGGAAAAAAAGAUAUAGUACUAAUUUUGCUGAAUUAAAUAUGCAAAGACCUCUAAGGAGAUUCAUAAAACGUACUUAUAGGCAUUCUAACAGGAGGAGAUUUAGCUUAGUAAAUAUAUUACCUUGA
Molecule: messenger RNA, 1500 nt
Organism: Plasmodium malariae
Lineage: Eukaryota; Apicomplexa; Aconoidasida; Haemosporida; Plasmodiidae
Product: PIR protein
Exons: 4
Coding region: 1-1500 (499 amino acids)
Source: RefSeq, a predicted model, not a curated record